UGUUUAAAUCUCAUAGGAUUAGCAGUCUUCCAGAAGCUUGGCAAAUUCAGUUUCAAAAAGCCCUAAAGUGACAGUUACAUGCAUUAAUGGCCUAACAUUCAGGCUACUUAAAAGGUGUCUAAAGCCAUCCUGGGAACAUGCCCAGAAUCACCCAAGUCACUCCACCAAUAUUAAUAUAGUAAAUAACUGUACAGAGGAAUCCAUCAAGUUUGUAAAUUGGGUUUAAAUUGUCAUUCAUUAAAACUAUAAGAACAGCACCAGUCUUGUCCCUGAAGCAAAACAGACAUUGGCUUUUGGGUAGCUCAAUUGAUGCAUAGCUUCUAUCAAUUCAAGGAUGUGAAGAAUGCAAAUUAACAUGGCAAUGAAUUACCUUAAGAUGCCAGAGGACUUUGGAACUUGUUUUAAAUUAUUUAUGCUUGAUUAUUUCAUUUUAACUUGUUUUUAUUUCAGAUGUUCACUGAAUUUAGCUAGCCCGUAUGCCUCUACUGAACAGGGAAACUGAGUUAUAAAUUUUAAUACAAAAUAAAUGCAUGUUGAUUUGUUCAUAAAAACCAGCUACAAUGGCUAGUUAAAAGUUGGGCAGAAGCAUUGUUGGGAUUAUGAAAUAAUGAAACUAAAUCUUGUCAGUCGAUUUUAAUUUGCAAAUUUUAAAAAGGCUCAGAAAAGUAAAGAAGCAUCCUCUUUCCACAUAUACACUCCUUCUUGCUUAGUUUGAAAUGCCUUUAAAAAUUGAAUCCCUCCCAGAAAUCUGCAAAAUAACCUCUAAUCACCGGAACAUUACAGAAGAAAUUGGAACUGUUUUUUGGCCAGAUAUUUUUAGUAAAUGCCAUGUUAAGAAGCUUGACUCAAGGCAGACCAAACCCAGUUUUGUUCCAAUCUGUUUGAGGGCGGCGGCGGCAGCAGCAAAAUGCCAUUCCGAGGAAUUUGUCUUCUUGUGUGUGUUCUUUGUGUGACACAAAUAACAGCUCAACAAAACACCAGACUCAAGAAAAAGCCAGAACUAAGAAAAGAUGCUGUAAGCCUCAGAAUGAUUGAAGAUCUUAAAGAACAACUAGAAAAUCUUUCCCAAGAGGUGGCCUUACUAAAGGAAAAGCAAGCACUUCAAACAGUUUGUCUGAAAGGUACAAAGAUCAACCUUAAAUGUGUCCUGGCUUUUUCCCAUGCUAAGACCUAUCAUGAGGCCAAUGAAGAUUGCAUUUCCCAGGGUGGCACCCUCAGUACACCACAGACAGGUGACGAAAAUGAUGCUCUCUAUGACUAUGUGAGGAAGACCCUAGGGAAUGAGGUGGAAAUUUGGCUUGGCAUCAAUGACCUGGCAGUGGAGGGCAAAUGGGUGGACAUGACAAGCAGCAACAUUAGCUAUAACAAUUGGGAAACAGAGAUCACCACCCAACCUGAUGGAGGGAAGCAAGAAAACUGUGUAGCAUUGUCUGCAGUGGCUGUGGGAAAGUGGUUUGACAAGAGGUGCAGGGAUCAGUUGGUCUAUGUAUGCCAGUUCAUGAUUGUUUAAUAGAUUCAUCUCAGGGAAGGUUUAAUCAAUAUAAUCCACUGAUCCCUCGAGUUUUGUGUGUGCAUUUGUGUUUGCUUAAACAUAGAUAUAUAGAUAUUUAUGACGAGACAUAUACAUUUGUAUACACAUUUAACAGAAAAAGUAAUGGCAAUGGAUUAGAAGGAAUUAGAUCUUUGCUGCACUAUAAUUGGUUAUAAGCUACAUCCUAUUUGUUAGAAGCAACAUUAUAUUUACUUAGCUACAAGUCAUAAAUAUCUAUAUUUUUACAUUUAGAAUUUAUUACAAAGACUUUACCUUUGGCAACAUUCAGUCUCUGCCAAAGUUUCAAUUUAUUGUUGCAUGCAAUUUUCCUGCAGUCUUCUUUCUUCUCCUGUUAAUCACAUCAAAAAGUGGCUUUUGUUAAACUGUCCCUAUUCGUUGAACUAAACAGUUAAAUUGUCCAUCUGAAGAUGAAAAUGUUUUUAGCAUCCCUCCUUUCAUUUCAGCUCUGAACUCAAAAGUAACCAGAGCUUCCUUAAUUUAUUCUAUGUGAACAAUAAGAGAAGAAGCAAUGAGGAAACUAACAAAAAUGUUUUACGUAUUUUGCUAAAAUAUAUGUUAAUAAAUUGCUUGGCAGUAUUUCUUCUACAAUUUCCUUCUGGGCAUAUCUAAAUUAAAAAUAUUAGGUAAAAUGAAGAAAAAGUAAAGUAGAGGAAGAACUGACCUACUGCUGCAAAAAAUUAUACCAAUGCUUGGAAAGGAAAGUCAAAGAUUUCAGGAGGUGGUUGCAGCACCAGUCUUCACCCAGGUAACAUGAUCAUUGGGGCAGGAAAGUAUUUCUUCAAAGACUCCCAUACAAACAUUAGGGAGUCAGUCAUUAACUUGAUUCUGACUGUUGUUCUUGAUAAUUGCAUUUUCUUAUUUACAUGUAGAAUUUAUUUCCAUUCACAAAGGAGAACUUUUUUCAUCUGUUGAAAAGUAUGUGAAUGAGUUUCCCAUUUACCUGAAUAAAGAGGACAUCUAUUGGCAAAAGUAUAAUGUGUCAAGGCUGCCUCUGUUCAAUUCUUAGGAAAGAAAAAUCUCUGGCUUCAUAGAUUUAGAGAAAAGUAUUUUUACUAGGAACAAAUGGAAUUCAACAAGCUCUGAGGCCCAGAGCUGGAUCAGCACAGAUACAGAUACAAUAUGCAGCCGAGCCCCCUUGUAGUUAGGCAACCGGAGGCCACUACAUACCAGAGCAAAAUGAAAUGGCCUUGAAAGUAAAAAGUUGCAAAGCUGUAAUGUAGUUCUUUCCCCCCACUCCCUAUUUUAUGGCAGCAAGUAUCCAGCUAACUGACAUUCACUCCCCCUCCACCCCUCCAUCCCCACACCCACCCCGGUAAAAGAGGCAUUAGCCAUACAAAUUUAUACAGUUACAAUGUACAACCAAAUCUCAGCCAGCAAAUUGGAAAAAAAGUAUCUGAACACUAAAUACAAGCUUGAUGGACAUUACUUGUAGAUGACCCCCACCCUGUUAAAGACCUUGGAGUUUUCAUAUCAAAUGAUCUAAGUGCCAAAGCUCACUGCAACUACAUCGCAAAAAAGGCUUUAAGAGUUGUAAACUUAAUCUUGUGUAGCUUCUUCUCCAGAAACACUACACUACUAACCAGAGCAUAUAAAACAUUUGCUAGACCAAUUCUUGAAUACAGCUCACCUGUCUGGAACCCAUACCUCAUUUCGGACAUUAAUACAAUUGAGCGUGUCCAGAAAUAUUUUAUAAGAAGAGUUCUCCACUCCUCUGAUUACAACAAAAUACCUUAUGCCACCAGACUUGAAAUCCUGGGUUUAGAAAAUUUAGAACUCCACCGCCUUUAACAUGACCUGAGUUUAACUCAUAGAAUCAUCUGUUACAACGUCCUUCCUGUUUAAGAUUACUUCAGCUUCAAUCACAACAAUACACGAGCACACAAUAGAUUUAAGCUUUUAAACCACUCCAAUCUUGAUUGCAGAAAAUAUGAGUUCAGUAACAGAAUUGUUAAAGCCUGGAAUGCACUACCAGACUCUGUUGUCUCUUCCCAAAAUCCCCAAAGCUUUAACCAAAAACUAUCUACUAUUGACCUCACCCCAUUCCUAAGAGGCAUGGGGUGAGAUAAGGGGCAUGCAUAAGAGCACCAAUGUGCCUACCGUUCCUGUCCUAAUGUUCCCUUUGAUUGUAUCCAAUUUCAUAUAGCUCAUAUAGUUAUUACAUACUUAUGAUUAUAUUUAUGCUAUAAAUAUAUGGCUAUGGAUGGCUAUGAUCAGGAAGACAUUCGCUCAGCUUCACACUCAGGUUAGUGUGCCUGUUGUGACUUUACUAGGACAGGAAGAAUUGAAAAUGGUCACUGUGUGAACUUGGAUCUUUUGCAUGGAUUUUGGUAAUUGUUUUACAUGGGGUUCCUUUUGAAGACUGUAACCUCAAGGAUUAAAAUGCAAAUAUCUUCAGAGACUGAAUAAUGAUGAGAGGUGUAUGAAAUGUUUCAUGAAUCAUAUGUUUUUCUUUGUAUUAAAUUAUUCCUGUACAUAAUAAAUUAUUGUUGUA
Molecule: messenger RNA, 4043 nt
Organism: Ahaetulla prasina
Lineage: Eukaryota; Metazoa; Chordata; Lepidosauria; Squamata; Colubridae
Gene: CLEC3B
Product: C-type lectin domain family 3 member B
Exons: 3
Coding region: 908-1510 (200 amino acids)
Biological process (GO): ossification; bone mineralization
Source: RefSeq, a predicted model, not a curated record